This is a messenger RNA of Prorocentrum cordatum, 2144 nucleotides long. Lineage: Eukaryota; Dinophyceae; Prorocentrales; Prorocentraceae. The record is from the annotation of a GenBank genome assembly.
CUCGCUCGGGGCCGCCGCCCCAGGGGGGCAGGCGGGCGCGCGCGCUGGCCCCGACCGCCCCGCUGGAGCGGCGGCCCCUCGUUCAUGGGGCAGUUGCGAAGCGCCAGCGGGUGCUGCCGCGAAGCGCGGGGGCGCCAGUAGCGGGCGCGGCGGCGCCGCCUGGCGCGCGCGCUGGCGCGCGGCACAUGGCGGGCACCAGGGGCGCGGUGCUGGAGCAGUUCCUGGAGCCGGCCACGGGCGCCCCUGGCCAGCUGGACACGAGCGCGGGGGAGGGCAAGCAGCUGGCGGAUCUCCUGCCGCGCCCGGCGCGGGGCGGCCAAGGCGACCCCGAGGGCGCCGACAGCAGCAGUGGGACGUCGUCCGAGCUCGCGGGCGAGCCAGGCGCUCGACAGCGAACGCUGCAGCGCCGAUCUCGGCGCCGGCUGCUCAGGUGGCUGACCGAAGUCAUGGAGGGCAGCUCGCAGUUGGGGCACCUCACUGCGUUGGAACGCAAGGCCGUGAAGGCCAGGACGGCCGCCACGUACGUGCAGGAGCUAGACGCCCUCGCCAGGUCGAUGCGCGUUUCGAAGGUCGCCGAGGUGGGCGUCGAGGUCCUCGACCGGGAGCUCGUGAAGUACCUGGAGGACCUCUGGCGCCAGGGGCACCACCCGUCCAAGGGCAUGAAGGUGGUCGCGGCCGUGCUGCAUUGCCGCCCCGAACUGGGGAAGGCGGGCCGCGGCCUCCCCCGAUCUUGGAGGAGAAUCAAGGGGUGGUGCGCCGAUGCCCCGGCAAGGAGCCGUCUCCCCGAGCCGUUCGAGGUAUGGUGCGGGAUCAUCAAUGGGUUCGUGUCCCUGGAUCUCCACGGGAUGGGGCUGUUCACAUUGUGUAUGGUGAGCUCGUACAGUCGACCCGGGCCCCUGGCCCGGCUCAGGUCGGAAGACGUGGUGGCGCCGUGCUCGAGCUGUCCGCGCGAUUGCCUGCUCCUGGCUUCGCGGGAGUACGAGGUGCCGAACAAAGUAGGCGAGUUCGACGAGAGCGUGGCCCUGGAUCAUUCUUACUGGAAGCCGCUAGCACCUUUGCUGGAUGCUUUGGCGAAGCGUGGAGCGGGGGUGCCGUCUUGGACUUUCGACUACCCUACCUACGCCAAGGCUUUCAAGAAGGUAUGUGGCAGGCUGGGCCUGACUCUGGUCCCCUACCAGGCCAGAUAUUCGGGCGCCUCGCACGACCGGGCCCUGGAGACCAGGCCGCAGUUCGAGGUGCAGAAAAGGGGGGGCUGGAAAAACCAGAAGAAGGUCGUGAGGUACGAGAAACACGGGCGGCUCGGGAAACAAUGGCACCGGCUGACUGCGGAACAGCAGGCCCGCUUCCAAAGGUGCCAUGCCGAGCUCACGGCUGUCCUGUUGCAUGGCCGAGCCGUCCCCUGGCGCGGACGCUGAGGCUCUGGAGGCCGGCCAGCUGGGCGUUGCAUUUCGGAGACAAUGGGAAGUUAUUUCAAGCGUGUCUGCAGCGCACGUGCUUCUCCUGUCGCCGCGCUUGGGUUGGUGGCGCAGAUUCAAUUUGCAAGCUUCGUUAUCUUCUGAGCGAUAUCCGUACAGGCCAGAUUCUGGCGUUGUCUCUCGCUCUGUGCGGUGGCGAUCACGAUCCAGCGACCCUGAUAGCUUUGAUGCGAGCGGCCGCCGCCCAUAGUGCUCCUUUCAUUUGCACGGCACUCACACAUCGCGCAUCAGUGAUUCUUCGUGAGGUCCCUCAUGAGCAUGUCAGCACAGUGCACUGGUGCGCCUAUGGAAGUCGUUAUAGAGCUCCGACAUAUUUACUAUCAUCCGGCAUCUCUUGUGCCGACCACAACCGCUUGUCCGACUAUUGCUCGGGUUCUGGAGCAUUUUGCCCCCACCAGAACUCUGGCCUGCUACGCUGUUCAGACCUAGAUCUGCAAAAUUUGCGCAGCGCCUGGCGGAGGCCAUUAGCUAUACGCUUACUGCCCCGCUUCGAGCACAGGCGCUGGGCAUGUGAACAUUCUGCUCCGGGAAUGCUACGGGGGCGAGUGUGCAGCCAGUUCUCGAGCUCACUCAUUGCGGUUUUCGUGAGUCGAGCUUCUGUGAUUGUGCUGCAGUGCUCUCGUGGCCACGCCAACCGCGAGCUUGCCAACACAGAUGAUUCGCCGCUAG